GCGACGCAAUCCUCUCAACAAGAGGAAAGACAUAGUUCAAAACGAGCAUCCCGCCCAGUUGAUCUGAUCGUUUCAACCAAAUAAACACACUCGGGCGCGCGCGCACAUACAUACAUGCAUACAUACACACGCACACACAGGACGGAAAAAUCGACUGAGCAGCGCAGACACACAACUAAUACAGCAUCAAUCGGUCCGCACACUGCAGCACACGCCAACCCGGACUUAUCCAUCUCCACACUAACUGGGAAAAAAUAGAUACAUAUAUAUUUAAAAGAAUAAAUGUGCCAUAUUCUUCGUCAUCAUUAGUUUCAUUGCGGAAACGGUGGACGCUACUUUGAAUCUGGACCUAAAUACAUGCUGAACACUGAAAUCGCGAAGGCUGGGACGUUCUGUAAUCGUUUAUAAGGGAGAGGGGCGGAAAAUAACUGCGUUUCCCUGCAAAACGAAGAACCUCCAGACCGUUCCACUGCACCAGAUCUGUAGCUACAGGUACAUCGGUGAGGUAAGCGAGAGAACACUGACCGAAACACCUGAAGCUGGAUUUGAGCUGCUUUGUGUUUGGGGAGAGCGUCACCUUUCACCUGCCAGUCUGAGACGCAGAGCUCAUUUUCUUCAGAGUAACAUUCGGUGAGACGUGGGCGAGACACAGGUGAGACGCAGUCAUGGACGAGAUGGACCUGCCGCAGAUGAAGAAGGAGGUGGAGAGCCUGAAGUACCAGCUGGCAUUCAAGAGGGAGAAAUCCUCCAAAUCCGUCACAGACUUAGUGAAGUGGAUUGAGGAUGGCGUGCCAGAGGAUCCUUUCCUGAACCCCGAACUGAUGAAGAACAACCCCUGGGUGGAGAAGGGCAAGUGUGCCAUCCUUUAAUGGCCCCACUCCAACGCCACGCCGCACCCACACUGCCAGACGGUGCCCCCUCUCUCACGGUGAAUGUACAGCAGACUGUGUCGCCAGGGAAACUGGAAACACCACUUGCAUCACCGUUCAUAUUUAUUCAUAUAUAUAUUCAUAUAUGCAAACACAUGCUCUGUAUUCAGCUCAUAGUUUAAUCCAGAAAACAGUCUACUUGGUAUUUCUUUCUGCUGCUGUCUGCACAUUUUUAUCUAUGAAUCCAAGAUACAGAUGUGCAUGGCGUAGGCACACACACACACACACACGCACAUUAUUCUCUCUCACACACACACACACAAACA
Messenger RNA from Anguilla rostrata (American eel), 1195 nucleotides. Its product is annotated as guanine nucleotide-binding protein G(I)/G(S)/G(O) subunit gamma-13-like. Gene Ontology annotation, cellular component: heterotrimeric G-protein complex. The record is from RefSeq and is a predicted model, not a curated record. Gene Ontology annotation, molecular function: G-protein beta-subunit binding. Bases 666 to 869 code for a protein of 67 amino acids. The transcript has 4 exons. Lineage: Eukaryota; Metazoa; Chordata; Actinopteri; Anguilliformes; Anguillidae. Gene Ontology annotation, biological process: phospholipase C-activating G protein-coupled receptor signaling pathway; sensory perception of taste.